Messenger RNA from Cokeromyces recurvatus, 993 nucleotides. RefSeq lists its product as uncharacterized. The transcript is spliced from 6 exons. The record is from RefSeq and is a predicted model, not a curated record. The coding region runs from base 109 to 666 and encodes 185 amino acids. NCBI's taxonomy places the organism in Eukaryota, Fungi, Mucoromycota, Mucoromycetes, Mucorales, Mucoraceae.
UCGCAAAAUGAUAAUAAACAUAUUUAAAGCAAUGUUUAUUUUAUUUUUUGGUUUAUUUUAUUCAUCUUCUUUUUUUUUGUCGUUAAUACACUAUAUACAUAUAUUAAAAUGGGACAAUAUAAAUGUUGUUGUUGUAUUCCUAUCAGAGCUGGUGUUUUAAUUAUUGCUUUGCUUUCUGCAGCAAUUUAUAUUGGUUCUACUGUAUGUCUUUUUUUAAAUAAACCAACCACUGUAUUCAAUGGAAUUUAUUAUACGUCGAUUGCAGUUUCAAUUAUAUUUGCACUUACUUCGAUUUUUGGCGUUCUUGGGUGUAUUACUCAACAUAGAAGAAUGAUUGGUAUUUUCAAAGUGUCAUAUUGGAUAGUAGUUGUUUUACAAUUUAUUAUUACUAUUGCUGCUAUAAUUAUGCUGGCGAUUCAGAAAACACUUAUUAUAGAUAAUUGUGUUGCAUUAUAUCCUGAUUUAACAAGGGACACUUGUACUGUAGGCUAUAGAAAUCUUAUAAUUAUUUUCUGCACAAGUUCAUUGGUUGCGAAUUUCAUUCAGAUAUAUUUCGCCACAGCUAUCAGUUCGUAUUCAACAAGGCUGCGUAGAACUAAUAUGCAUGAAAAGCUCCGAAAUUUGGAAGAUUUUCCUGAGCCACCAAGCAAGGCUGAUUUUUUUUAAAUUAUUAUGUAGAAUAUCUUUAUGUUUAUUUAGAUGUGUUUUACCGAGUAUAUAUGCAUACACAUUUAUUCAAACAAACUAUACACACACAAAAUUCAUUUUGUCAUAAAAUAUCCUUUUUUUUUUCCUCUUCCCCAUAUAAAAACAUUACCAACAAAGCUACGCACAUCUUUAAAUAUUCAACACCACUGUACACUAAAUUAUUAUUUUCCUGAAUAUGUGUUUAUCUGCUAUGGAUUAAAGAGAAAGAAUAUAAUUAUUAAAACUUAACUAUUUCCUCCUUUGUUUUUUUUUCCAAAUAAAUCUGAUAUUAAAUUAUUGUACAAA